Molecule: messenger RNA, 1819 nt
Organism: Staurois parvus
Lineage: Eukaryota; Metazoa; Chordata; Amphibia; Anura; Ranidae
Source: the annotation of a GenBank genome assembly
AUGAUUUCCAGAUACAAAAGAAAGCCAGUAUCACAGAUUUUACACAUAAAUCAGACACUUGCCAAAGCUGCAGAGAAUCAUCCUCCUCCAGACAGAAUAGACAGUUUACCCGCAUCUCGUGGCAGUGAACGAUAUAUAGCGGCUUCUGAACAUGAAAGUAAAUCAGAGGUUUUCAGAAAAUUCAGCAUUCCAGAGAAAUGAUACGGAGGUUUCAUGGUCAGAAUUUCAAAGUUGUGCUGAACUCUCCACUGAUAACAGCUCAGUUAUAUCUUGGGGCUUUGAUGAGUUUGACCAGGCCGCAACACGACAGGUGCAAAAGAUUUUCAAGCAGAUUGAUGAAUUGCUCUAUGAACAGAAGGCCAGCACGUUGGUGGAUGGUCUACAGGAAGAGUGCCAUCAAUGGAUGUCAUCCUUCCCACAUCUGCGAAUACAAGGCAAGCAGACAGUGGCUCCAGUUGAAGAUGGGUACAGGUGGUAUUCCAACCAGGCCUCGGAAGCUGCUUCUUCCACAGCUUACAGUUUAACUCAUGGAAGAGAUUCUAAUGAGCUGGGCAUUUAUGGCACAAGAUUUCCUCUCUCCACAACUAGCGACUCCAGCACCCCAAUGUCCUUUACCCUCUCUGGUGAAGAUGAUGAAGAGGAUGCUGUAGGUGUCAUCAUGUCAGAUGGCAUUAUGGAAGAAUAUUUGGCUUUUGACAGCCGAGAUAAGGAUGAUGAGCUCUUCGAAUGGCACAGAGUAAUGUCUUUGGACAGCCUGAAGAUGGGUUACCCCCCUAUUUCCCCACAGUACUGCAAGAAAGAGGCUGUGCUGGCUUGUCUAUUUGAUGAUGUCUGGAGGGAAGUGGUUGGAUGUUUAGAGGAGCUCAUUUGCAGACAUUGGGAAGAAUCAAUCUCAGAUGAUGACAGACAUGACAUGGCAAUUAAAACCACUAGAGUGGAGCCUCUUAAUCUAUAUGCUCCUCUCCAGCGCCUUCCAUUGGUUCUACCUCCCGUUCCACAUUCCAAAAUUCCUGCUAUCUCCCCCAAUGUGUGCUUACAGUGCGGCCGCAUCUACAGGAAAAAAAAGAAAGGGAGAUCCUCCCACGCCAAUCGUUCUCAAGUGAGUAGCAUCGUGAAUCAGCGUAACCUGAAUGAACUAAUGAUGAUUCAUGGAAUCCCUUUACAGCAGAGGAAUCUCCAUCUUAUGGACAAAGUACUAGAUUCUGAUGACAAGCUACCCAUUAGACCCACUUCCGCUGCUGUAAUCUCUGGGAAACCAUGGCCAGGCCGACCACUGGAACACAGUACCUCUUCAUUGUCUCAUAACGUCCCUUCAGCAAGGCGGCGUAACCCCCCAAGAACCCUUCACCCAAUAAGUAAUAAUCCUAAUAAUUCCAGGUCUGGGACACCAAAAAUGGAAGAAGUCAUCAGGGGAACACGACUUCAGACUGCAAAUGACCAACUGCCCUGCUCCCCAGUUCCAUUCAACCGAAAUAAUUUGCUCCCACCAAUUGGUACCUCGGAUACAGAAUACCACUACUUGCCUGGAUCGCAGAGACAAACGCCAGAUAACCCCCUGGGAAGAUCGUUUGUAAAUUUAGACCACCCAAAUCCACUUCGCCUCAGGAGAGGUUCUGAUGAAAUAGAUUCCAUUAGCAUUGGUGUCACUGGCAUUGGUUUAGGUAUUGGCAGUUCAUCAGCCAUUUCAGUGCAAUGGAGCCAUUCGGUCUAUGAGCGGAAAGAUGACAGGGAAGAACUACACUCAGGUAACCCAUUUCAUCUAACACUCAAAUCUCAAAGUCAUCGUGGAGCCCUUGCAAGAAGCAGACAAGGACUAUAA